AUGACUACUAAUCCCGGAGGCCCCAUCAUCUUAACCCUCACUGAGUGGGCGGAAAACAACAUCUCCGCCAUCUACAAAGCCACCACUCAGAACGCUUUCAACAGCGCGUUCAACGCGUUUGUUGCCGACGACGCUCACAUCACGGUCAACGGCCACGAGCUGACGCGCGAGAAGUAUCGGCAGCUUCUCCAGGAUCAGACUGGGCUAGAGAAUGAGAAUGUAACUUUCUCUGGUGCCGUCGGCGUUCUCAAGAAGAAGGAUAAUUCGCUGGGAUUGGCUGGCAAUGCUGGUAUCUUCUACAAAGCGACCGGCAACCUCGUCAACAUCAGAUCUUUAUCGCCUGCGCCGCUGCGGAUCAUUACUUCGUCCUUGAACAUCACUGUCGUUCAGGUGGGGACGUCUGAGACUCGCGUGGUCUCGGCAGUGAACCAAGUCGUGCUGACAGAGGACAGCCCCAAUGUUCUGCCUACCCCCCAGUGA
Molecule: messenger RNA, 480 nt
Organism: Fibroporia radiculosa
Lineage: Eukaryota; Fungi; Basidiomycota; Agaricomycetes; Polyporales; Fibroporiaceae
Exons: 3
Coding region: 1-480 (159 amino acids)
Source: RefSeq, a predicted model, not a curated record